This is a messenger RNA of Amblyraja radiata (thorny skate), 1743 nucleotides long. RefSeq names its product ankyrin repeat domain-containing protein 9. The record is from RefSeq and is a predicted model, not a curated record. Gene Ontology annotation, molecular function: protein binding. Lineage: Eukaryota; Metazoa; Chordata; Chondrichthyes; Rajiformes; Rajidae. Bases 233 to 1219 code for a protein of 328 amino acids. The transcript has a single exon.
CCCGUGGAGGGUGUGUGUGUGAGUGACCCGGGGGCGGGGAGAGGGUGUGUGACCCGGGGGUGGCCAAUGCCAAUGUCGGCGCCUAUAAAAGCAGCGGCUGGAGCAGCGCGGCCGGCUGGCGGCAACAGGUCGGAGACAAGUCCCACUGAGACACCGAGCGAGCGGGGGACACUGACUGACUGAGCCAGCGAGUGAGGGACCGGGCUAGUGGGAGCCGCUUGAGGUGAGGGUGAUGUCCGCCGGCGCCAUGCCCUGGGAGCCCUGCUCGCCGAGCCGCGACUACCGCUGCCAGAAGCGCUGCAAGAUGUCGUCGUUCGCCUUCUACCAGGCAGUGCGCGACCGGCUGCCCGUCUGGCUGCUGGAGGAGAUGAGGACGACCGAGGUGCUGCACUGGGAGGAGAGCGGGCGGGCGAGCGCCUACUCACCGUCCGAGGCGCUGCUGUACGCGCUGGUGCACGACCACCGGCGCUACGGCCAGUACUUGCUGAGGGAGCACCCGGGCGAGGCGCUGGCGUGGCCGGGCGGCAGCUUCAGUGUGUGCGGCUGCUCGGGGGGCCCGGGCCCGGGGUCUGGGCCGAGGGGGCCGGGGCCGCACCUGGCGCUGGCCGUGCGCUACAACCGCGUGGGGGCGCUGGCGCUGCUGCUGCGGAGCGCGGGCCCGGAGCGCGUGCGCCUCCUCAACGGCCGCGGCUCGUGCGGCGUCGGCGUCGGCGGCGACGUCAGUGGUUACGGCGGUUGCUGCGGCUGUGACGGCGCGCGCGGGAAGUUGCCGCUCCACGUGGCGGCUGAGCUGGCUCGAGCCGAGUGCGCCGCCCUGCUCCUCGCCAACGGGUGCUCGCCGCUCCUGACAGACGGCCAGGGCCGCACCCCGCUCGACACGCUCCUCGCACAGCUCCGCCACCACCACCGCCGCCCCAACACGCCGCAGCCCCACCUCGCCUGCCUACACACCCUCCUCCUCUUCAUGCCCCGGCCACACUUCCACAUGCAGGCCGAGCUGAGGGCGGACGACGCCCUGUGGCGGCGGCUGCUGCCCCACGAUGUCUACGAGUGGCUGUCGGGCCGCAGCCCGCCCUCCCUCUUCAUGAGAGCCAUGCAGACUGUGAUGGCGGCCAUCGCCCCCGAGCGGUUCCCCGAGGCUCUGGACGAGCUGCCCAUCUCGCACCUGCUCACACACUUGGACUUCAAGCAGGCCGCCCCGUCUGACUGCAAAUGGUAGAAACGACGAGGUGUGUGUCUGCUGCUUUACAAGACACACUGCUGCAGAAACUGUUUGCAAGGAAAGAAUGUCACUGCGUUUGCACUUCGCACGUGUGACAAUAAAAGCACCACUGAAUUAGUAACUCAGCGGGUCAGGCAGCAUCCAUGGAGAACGAGGACUGGCAACAUUUCUGGCCGAGACCCUGCUUCAGACUAAAUGGUGCGGCUUAGUGCUCCUAGGGAUUCACACAACAGACUGGUUGCAAAGACGUCCUUUUAGAAAGCGUCAAGUAUCUUCCGCAGCGUUGCCAAUGGAAUUCUGUAUUUUAUUUUACUCCUUUAUUUAAGAGCACUGACAAAGGAAUUAUAAACUUGGGUGAAGAGUUCGGUGAUGCUACGAUAACUUUUUAGACAUCUGCGGGUUAUAACUGUUUCAAACUUUUGGGGACAAAAAAAACACUACCCAAUACAAUGCAUUUUGAUGUGAAUUGUUAUCUGCAUUCGGGUUUCAUUACUCAGAGUAAAUAGUUUUGAUUAACAACG